This is a messenger RNA of Zootoca vivipara (common lizard), 10366 nucleotides long. RefSeq names its product zinc finger protein 217 (gene ZNF217). The record is from RefSeq and is a predicted model, not a curated record. Gene Ontology annotation, molecular function: RNA polymerase II cis-regulatory region sequence-specific DNA binding; DNA-binding transcription factor activity, RNA polymerase II-specific. Gene Ontology annotation, biological process: regulation of DNA-templated transcription. Lineage: Eukaryota; Metazoa; Chordata; Lepidosauria; Squamata; Lacertidae. Gene Ontology annotation, cellular component: nucleus.
GAAACCUUCCUCCCCCCUCAAAAAACACCCCAUUUUAAAGGUCUCGUCGUUAUGCUAUAUUUCUUCCUCUUUCUUUCCACCCCUCCCACCCACCAAAAGGGAGGAAGAUAAAUAGAUGAGGAAGGGGAAGAUUAGCCUCGCUUCCUCUAAAGUUCUUGCUGUGUGUGAUUUCUGCCUCGUCUCUUCUGGCUUGCAGCCUCUCUCUCUCCCUCCCUCCUUUCUCUGCCAUCCAAGUAGAGGUUUGAAACUUCCAUUAGAGACAUAGGUGGUGAAUUUCUUGGUGCUGCUAAACAAUUUCCAUAUUUCUUUGGGCUUAAGAAGAUCUGAAUUUUUUUACAUGUGGAGAUACAUGCAGGCUAGUUUCUUUGAAGUUUAAAUGAACUGAAAAGGCUUCACGGAGAGCAUAAACAAUCCAAUACCUUCAUUAGAGAACUGAUGGGACACUUUUAUAAAUAGUUUGUAUUGCGUGCGGAUCUCUGCCCCUACCGAUGAGCAAAAACAUUCAACAAACCUCUCUUGAUGGUCCUCUGGGCUUGGACAUUUGCAAGUAAACAGGUGGGAAGCCAUUGAAGUGGCCUUAAUCUCCAACGCAAAAAACGCCUAUAAUCCAUGCUAACAUCUUCAAAGGAAUAUGCCUACUCAACCUCUUUUAGCAUAUAUGGAUGGACCAGAUGGCAUAGCAAGUACUGUUGGUUCACGUAUGGAGAACAAUGAUGCCACUAUGCCUAUAAAAGGGGCCAACACAAUCUCGUACAAGAACUUGCAAGACAAGUUCUUAAUGCAAGGGGAAGGAUGCAUGCCUUUGGAUUGCAUGUUUUGUGAUCAGACUUUCAAGCAUCCAGAAGAUCUUGGUAAGCAUGUCUUAAUGCAGCACAGGCCAACACUCUGUGAACCAGCAGUUCUGCGUGUAGAAGCGGAAUACCUUAGCCAUCUUGAUAAAGGACAAGUGAAAACAGAUUUGCCACCCUCAGAUGCCAAUGAAAAGGAUAGCCAAGAUUUCAGUUGCGUGGUUUGUGGACAAACAUUUGAGGAGGCAUAUGAUGUUGAGGCCCACAUGAGAAAGCACAAGGACUCUUUCACUUACUGGUGCAGUGUUUGUGGGAGGAGAUUUAAGGAGCCAUGGUUCCUCAAAAAUCACAUGAGAACACAUACUGGUAAGCCUGGUUCUAGAAGCAAGACACCUCAAGGAUCAGAGAGUCCUAUAACCAUAAAUGAGGUUGUACAAGACCAAGUAACUGAGAGUAUUACAUCACCUUACAAAAUCUGCAUGGUUUGUGGCUUCCUAUUUCAGAAUAAGGAAAGUUUAAUUGAGCACAGUAAAGUACAUACCAAAGAUUCAGUAGCCAGUGAUGAUGGCUCACAAGCUGACCCAGGUGACAAAGGAAAUGGAUCGCCCAGGGAAGAGUUUUUGCAGUUUUUAAACUUAAAACCACGCAUGCCUCCUAGCAAUAAAAAGCAAGAAAAGCCUGUGAAAUGGAUAGCAGAGUUAGAUCCAUUCAGUACAUAUCAGGCAUGGCAACUGGCUACCAAAGGAAAAAUUGCUACUGGCCAUGGGCAAGUGAAAGAGCCAGGGCAUGAAGGAAGUACAGACAAUGAUGACUCCUCUUCUGAUAAAGAAGAGCUUGGGGAAAUUUGGAAUGCAAACAAAGCGAGCCAGAUUGAAAGCACAGGGAAGAUCAAGGCAAGCAAAAGUGGAAGUUUCACAGCGAUUGGUAAUAUACCACAAGACAAAUUCAAAUAUCCUGGCCGUGAAGUGCCUUCUAUGGAGAUGGAUUCAAAAUUGUCCCAGAACAAAGACAAGCCCACACAUUGUUCAGAGUGUGGCAAAGCCUUUCGAACUUACCACCAGCUUGUCCUUCACUCAAGAGUACAUAAGAGAGACCGAAAGAAUGACUUAGAAGCCAGCUCUGUUGAAGGAAAACAGCCAAGAGCAUGCCUUACAGAUGUCGGGACUGUGGAUGAGAAUGGAGUAGGAGAACGAGGGGAAGGAGGCUCUGAAGAUGGAUCAGAGGAUGGAUUAAUAGAGACCUUAGAUAAGAACGAAGAUGGCAUAGAAAGGGCAAAAGUUAAAAACCUUGGCGCCUCUAGAGAAUGCAGCUAUUGUGGGAAGUAUUUCCGCUCAAACUAUUACCUCAAUAUUCAUCUCAGAACUCACACAGGUGAAAAACCAUACAAAUGUGAAUUUUGUGAGUAUGCAGCAGCCCAGAAAACAUCUUUGCGAUAUCACUUGGAGAGACACCACAAGGACAAGCAAACAGAAGCUGCAGCAGAUGUGAAAAUUGACAGUAAAGGUUUGCUGUCUUCUCAGGAGAUGGGCUUUUUGCCAGUCGGCGAUUGUGCUCCGGAAACCAAAAAUCUGAAAAGGCUCCUGGAAGAUGCCAAAGAUGCUAAAGGAGGCCCACCUGUAAAACAGCAGAAAGAAAUGCUUUCCUCUUUUCAGACUGCACUGAACAAUAUCACUCAGGACACAAAUAAAGGUACAAACUAUGGUGGCUCAAAUGAUGGUGCAUCAGUUCCAUGCCUUGAAAACUUCAAGUUGGAAAAAAUUGAAAUAGAGCUUCAGGAAAACAAGCACGUUGAUAGGUCUGAGAAAAGGAAUUCUGUUUUGCCAGAAAGUGUGCUUUAUUCUGGUUCUGUGAAAGGUGAAACAAAUAUGGCUCUUCUAAGCGACAUUUCAGAAAACUCGAAAUGCAGACUAAUAGCUCAAGAAAAGCCCUUAAAUUUAUCUACUGGCUGUUCUCUGGAUGCUUCAGUAACUGCUGCUUCUCAGUGCUCCUUAGCAACCAGCACCUGCUCCUUUUGUACUUACCGAACACUAUAUCCAGAGGUUCUAAUAAUGCACCGGCGAUUGAUGCAUAAGCCCCCCAAUAAUCCCAACACUGCUAAUAAAAAUAGUAUCAGAAAUAGGGCAGCUCUUAAAGCCAGACGUACUGGAUGCCCACCUUAUCUUCUGGGAAAGGAUGUGCACCCUCUGCCUCUUAACCCUGGGAAAAUCAAGUCUUCCUUGCCUACCCAGUCAAAAUCCCUGCAUGUGGAGAAGGCUAAACAUUGUCCCACUCUACGGAGCAAAGCACCUAUUUUUUCAGGGUUGAACUCUAGCAGCUCGGCACCAAGUAACUUGAAAUCAUGCAAACUGCAAGUGAUUGGAGGUCAGAUUACUAGCUUUAGACAACAGCAAGAAACCCACAACAGCCCUAAUAGCACUCCUGUACAGGAUAGAGGGAAAAAGCUGGAUCCUAAAGCAAGAGUUUUGGCUUCUCAAUUAGGCAUAGCAAGUAGCAACAUAAAUGGCUCUCUUGAGACUCCGUUGAACGAAUCUGCUUGGUCAAGCAAUCGAGGAAUAGAGUUUCUCAGUAACAGACCUGCAGGGAAUAUAAACUUGGAAUUUGAUGGACUGCCUUCUAAAAGAGCGAGGCCUAAUCUUUCGGCUCCGGAACAGAUUGACCCUACGCUGUCUCGGAGAGGGAACGAUGCUGGCAGAUUACAUAUUGCAGGCAGAUAUGCAGGUCUGCUACCUCAGGAAUAUUCACACACCAAACCUGCUGCCUCUUUCUUCCCAGCCAAACAAGGGCUCAUGAGCUCUGAAGUAGAUGCUAUAAAUCCAGUGACUAUUCUGAAGCCAUACGAAACAUAUGGUCCUGGGCCAUAUUACAGUUCCUGUGGAUCAAGUAGCAGCCAAGUCCCCAGCUCUUCAAAAGAAGGAAAAAGGCCAGUGUCGUAUCAACACUUGUCUAGCACCAUGCUGCAGAAAAGAGGUUACGAGAGGCUUAUUGGCAAUACACAUAAUCGACUGAAUGACAAGAGAACAUGAUUCUGCUGCAAUGAAUGGUAUGAAGAUGGCAAAUUUUGAUUUCCCUUGCAGUUCAUCUCUUGAGAAUAAUGAAUGGUGAAAGCUACCAAACUAAGCUGUGAUUGUACUGUUGUAUAGAGAGAAACACUACAGUUCUGUAAUGGAAGGUCUGACCCCAUUUGUACAUUGUGGACCUAAACACUGUCUUCUCAAGACUAGCUUGCAAAGAACUGGCAAAUGCAUCUGUUCCUGAUCUUGAAUAAUAUUUUUUCUCAGAAUUAUCAUUGACCAAAUAUUCAAUAUAAAGUAUAUUUUUGCAUACUUGAGUGCUGCUGAAAAGAGAUCCAAUUUAGAAGCUGUGUGUAACCCUUUGCACCUCAGGUAAAUCUGUGCAUUGAGUGUGUCUGGUUUAAAUACUGGGAUUAUUUUUGUAUAAGGGUAGUAGUUUGUCAAAUUUUGUUUUGUGCUUUAACCUAUGUACAUUUUUGAAAAUGUUUCCAAAUGAACAACAUACUUUUGUUUUCAUCUUAUGCAGAGUUUAAAUACCAGCUGGAAUAAGGCAAGAAUAAUAACACAAGUACCACAAUCUUUUUAAAGAAACCGUGUACUUUAUUUUCUAUCAAUAGGGAGUAACACGUCUCAUCAUCCUUGGCAUGCAGUCACAAUUCAGAUAAAAUGCUUUCUGGCCUGCAAGCUAUUACUGAAGAGGGACUUGUGCUUGCAUGAGAGAGAUUCCGUUUACCCCUCUUCCUCCUAAAUAUUUAGUUUUGACUCCACAGAUGCAUCAUAUUGCAAAAAUGCAUAGCUUUAAAAAUACUUUGUACAUAUGCCUGAAGCAGAAAACAACAUUCCUGUUGAACCCUGAUGCAACUUGUUGUACCAGAUACAAAACUUUAUAUUUGCAAAUAUAGUACUCCUUGUUUGUCCAGCAGCCAAAGCAAGGACAUGACCCACCCAUUCAUGUAGGCUGUAUGCAUGGGAAAAAGAUUCCCACGUGGUACUAUGAAGUCCCAUUCCACUCCCCACCCCCACCCCACCUCCAACAUUCCUGUCCAUUUGGGGCCAGAAUAUAAAGCCAUGUGCACUGCCAUUACUUUCAACUGAAGGCCUGUCUCGCUUCCCCCUCCCACCUCACCCCAGUCCUCCACAGAUCUACGCAUAUGGAGCAACUGUGGGCCUUCCCAUGUUGAAGGCAAUGGCCUUCACAUUUCAGUGUGCCCAGGGCUAUGUUCACCAAAGCAAAGAGGAAUGGUGGUGGCUUUACUUAGGGAUCCACUCCUUUACAUUUGGAACUGUGUGCUGUGCAUGCAGUGCAGCCCCAAGUUGGUUUGAUAGGCUUGUCAAGGAACUGUUGGGUUGUGUGUGUGUGUGUGUGUGUGUGUGUGUGUGUGUGUGUGUGAACCCAAUAUUUUUUCCAUUGGACGUGACAAUAAUGAAUGGAAGAGCUGUCUUGUUAUCAGCCAUGGUGCUGUGCAUAUGGAUGAUACAGCAUGUGAAGCCUUUAAUGACUAACUCAUUCUUUUCUUUGGGUUUGGAUGUCAAACAUUUCCAGGAAACAAAUGGUUUCAAAAAUAUUUUUUUGCACUGUUGAUUGUGUGUUUCUUAUCAAAUGUAAAACGGCAGAACACAGACUUUCUUGGCGAUUCCCCCACAACCCCAUAUGCAACUUUGAGACCUUUUAAAUUAAUUUCUUACUUCCUGUGUAUUAAGGGAUAUGUAAUUUUGAUGUCUCUGUAAAACUGGCAAUGUAAUGAAGUGCUGUGUAUCAGGAAAUUGUACACAAUUUACCAUUUUCCUGUUCAUAAGCUGAGCCAUAUGUACAUAAAAUCUAGAUUUGUUUUCCUAGUUUUGCACUUUUAUAGCCUAUUUUUUGAAGAUAAAUUUGCGUGGAAGAUGGUUAUUCUAUUUUUGCCUUACCCUUCAACGAGUCUUAUAGGAUGUGUAAAAUAACUUGUCUGUAUCCUUUUUUUCAAGUAAUGAAUCUUAAAAUAUUAAAGACCAGGGCUAUGUUUAACUAUAGUUUGUAUGUUUUUUUUAAAAGAAUCUUCCUCUUCCUCUUUGUUUUGGUGCAGUUGUUCUAAAACUCUGUCUCUCUUCAGUUUGGAAGAGAACAAAGAACACUUUCAAAUUUGACUCAGGACAUCUCUCUCGUGUUACCUUUAUUAUGUCACAAGAGCUGCUCCAGCACAAGCUUCCUCCUUCCCUGCAGAAAUAAUAUAAGUCCUGCACUUGCUGGGUUGGUUUCCGGAAGGGGAGACACUGGUGAGGUCAGGAGUCAUGGUGUGGGUUGACCCUUUCCCCGUGGUCUGGAGUUUCCAGUGCUCCUUUUGCAGCACAAAACAAAGCAGCUCAUAUAUUGUGAAGUUAACACAAGAGAUGCCCUCAAUUGCAGCUGUACACCCAAACAUUUCCAUGCAAGCCCUGUCAAAACAAGCAGGAGAUCUGCAGCAGCAGUGCUUCGUAGAUUGCAGCCCUGGUCUCCAAAGUAGGUUUUGCCCAUCAGUAUUAACUAUGGGAUACUACUGGGGUUUUUUUGUUUUGCAAUAGCAAUGAGUAUACUGGUACAAAUUAUCAAUUUGUUGUAUUUAUUUCCUACCAUCUUGAUUUGUUUUAAUUGUGGAACUUCCCUUAAGUUGUCAGGCUGUAGACACCAUUCAAGUCAUUUUAUUUAUGAUGUGUUUUCAGUUUAGUGGAAUAUGUUAUUACAUGUGGAUGUAAAUACAACUUGGUGUGUUUUUUUGCAAAUACUCUUGUCCUUGUUUCACUUUCUGAACACUAGACAGACAAAAUUUUACUGGGUGGUUGUGCGGUUUUUGUUUGAACGCUGGUUGCAUACAAAAUUCCAAGCACUGAACCGUCAUGCUGCAAGAGGACUAAAGCAAGAGAAUUACUGAGGAGUGUCUUGCUGAAGAGUGGUUGCUGAACAACUCUAGGCACGCCUGGAGGAUGCAGACCAUUUGGAUCCCUUCCAAUUGGGAUUCAGGCCUCAUCAUGGGACUGAAACUGCCUUGGUCGCGCUGGUUGAUGAUCUCCAGCGGGCUAGGGACAAAGGUGAGAGCUGUUUCCUAGUUCUGCUGCAUCUCUCAGCGGCCUUUGAUACCAUCAAUCAUAACAUCCUUCUGGACCGUCUAGAGGAGCUGGGAGCACUGUUAUAUAGAGGUUCCACUCCUUCCUCCUGGGCCGUGUCGAGAAAGUGGUGGGGGGGAUGAGUGUUCAGACCCCUGGGCUCUCACUUGGGUUCUGUCCUCUCCCCCAUGCUUUUUAACAUCUACAUGAAGCCGCUAGGAGAUAUCAUCAGUGGGGUUGGGCUGGGUGUCCAUCAAUAUGCGGAUGAUGCCCAGCUCUACCUCUCUUUUAAAUCGGAACCAGUGAAGGCAGUGAAGGUCCUGUGUUAGUGCCUGGAGGCAGUUGUAGGAUGGAUGGCGGCUAAUGGAUUGAGGUUGAAUCCUGACCAAGACAGCAGUACUGUUCUUGGGGGACGGGGCAGGCUGGUGUGGAGCACUCCCUGGUCCUGAAUGGGGUAACAGUGCCCCUGAAGGACCAGGUGUGCAGCCUGGGAGUCAUUUUGGACUCACAGCUGUCCAUGGAGGUGCAGGUCAGUUCUGUGUCUAGGGCACCUGUCUACCAGCUCCAUCUGGUACACAGGCUGAGACCCUACCUGCCUGUGGACUGUCUCGCCAGAGUGGUACAUGCUCUAGUUAUCUCCCGCUUGGACUACUGCAAUGUGCUCUAUGUGGGGCUACCUUUGAAGGUGACCUGGAAACAACUGAUUCAGAAAGCAGCAGCUAGACUGGUGACUGGGAGUGGCCGUCGAGACCGUAUAACACCGGUCCUGAAAGACGUACGUUGGCUCCCAGUAUGUUUCCGAGCACAAUUCAAAGUGUUGGUGCUGACCUUUAAAGCCCUAAAUGCCCUCGGCCCAGUAUACCUGAAGGAGUGUCUCCACACCCAUUGUUCUGCCCGGACACUGAGGUCCAGCGCCGAGGGCCUUCUGGCGGUUCCUUCACUGCGAGAAGCAAAGCUACAGGGAACCAGGCAGAGGGCCUUCUCGGUAGUGGCACCUGCCCUGUGGAAUGCCCUCCCAUCAGAUGUCAAAGAGAUAAACAACUACCUAACAUUUAGAAAACAGCUCUGUUUAGGGAAGUUUUUAAUGUGUGCCAUUUUAAUGCAUUUUAAUAUUGUUGGAAGCCGCCCAGAGUGGCUGGGGAAACCUAGCCAAAUGGGCUGGGUACAAAUAAUAAAUUAUUAUUAUAAAGAUGUGUAAUGAAGGUGCCAGGCAAGUACCAAGAAACAGUAUCCAAAAAGAGCAGUCUCAAAAGAAUUAUCACAUGGAGCUGAGUUUGAUUUCCUCCCACUUUUGCUAUGAUGCUAAUCUUAUAAUCUGUGAUUCCAAUGCAGAUUUGGUUCUUGUGUCUCCUGUGUGCCAUGCAGGCAAUCUGCCUUAAAAAUAAGAAUUAAGCACAUAUUUAUAUUUUUUAAAAAGCAAUUUGGCACAUUUUUUUAAAAGUACAAUCAGCUGGAAAAAAGAUUGAAAAACUUAUUGGGGUUGCAAUGAGCCAAUCCGUAUCGUACAAAGGCAGUUUGAAGCUUCCACUGCAGUUUCUUCCGAGUGUGAUUCACAAAUGGAACAUGCAUGUCUGAUCAGCAAAAGGCCACAAACUUGUACAUUAAAGUAGCUUUAAAAAAAACAGGAUACAUCUCUUCCAUACAGAAACAUGAAAGUAUCGCUUUUUGUCUCUGACAGGCACCCUCGCAAAAUUAGGUAGCAAUUUGGGAAGCAAAAUCUUCCUAGAGGCUUUUGCUUCUGCUGGAGUUGGUUAUGCAUAUUUCUCAGGUGAAGAAGGUCUCCUUGCAGCUGUUUGGAUCGCUGCCAAAAAGAAACCCCAAGGACUAAUGUGACUACUGUAUCCAAGAGCUGUUUCAUACAAGCAGUUUUACACACACAUUACAAGUGUACACAUCAGUUUCUUCUAAAGCAAGUAUUGGCACCGUGAGCAUUGACUACUGCCUGAUUAAUGCUCACACCAAACAGAUGAAAGUAGCUCAUGCCAAAUCAGACCAGACUACAGGCUAGUACUCCCAUUCACUCCCUGACAAGUCUUGCCACAGCAGCUUUACAAUAAAUCAGGAAUGGGGGGCUUGUGCUCCUUUCUGACUGCAGCUGAUGGGAAUCUGGAGACAAAGAGCGGUUGGUGAACCGCUGGCUCCUCAUCCCUGGAGGGCAGCUUUAAAAACAAAAAAGCUGAGGAUAGCAGGGAGUGGCUGCCCCCAAAGCAGAGAGCCAGUCCUGUUGUCACCCCUGCUCAGUGGCAACUCCCAGGUGUGUGGUUGUCUGUUCUGUUGAGCCUUGACUACAGAUUCAGGUGCCGUAAAUAUAUGAUGUAAACUGCUUUACUUGCAAGGUUCUAUGGGAGAGGCAAGGGUUAAAGAGCCAGUGGGGGGGGGAGGCCUGUAAAGGAAGAGACGAGCACCUGGGGACAUAGGAAGCUGUUAGCCCAUUGCUUCCUGUGCUUCAGUAUUGUUUGCACCAGGGGCUGGGUAACCACUUUCAGCCGGUAGGCUGGGUCAAAAAGUUGACCAGCCCUCUAUGGUCCAAACGGAACAAGUGGGCAUAUGUACAAACAUUGGUUGCCACAUGACAGUAGGUGGAUUGCAUCCCUGCUGAAAAUGGGGCUUGCAUUCUGCACCAAAGUUUAACUAGCACUGCCAUUUAGAGCUCUGCUGCAAAGGAACAGUGGUGCGCUCUAAGCUGUGUGCUUUACAUGUGUGCCAAGGCUACAUAUCCCUUGCCUGAUGUCAGGUGAGUGAGUGGUGUUGAUCAAAAACAGUUUUGCUGGCUAAUUCAGCCUAUACCAGUGUUUCCCAAUCUUGGGUCUCUAGCUGUUUUGGGACUACAACCCCCAUAAUCCCUAACUAGCAGAACCAGUGGUCAGGGAUGAUGGGAUUUGUAGUCCAAAAAUAGCUGGAGCCCCAAGAUUGGGAAACACUGGUCUAUACGUUGUAGAUUUCCUACAGGUAGUUUACAGGGGCUCCUCCCAGCCUUGCCUGGAGAUACCAAACCUGGAUGCAAAACGCUUGCUCUACCCAUGAGCCACAGCUCCCCGCCUCAUUCUUUCCCCAUCAAUUGGCUCUCUCAGUCCCUCAACAUACUAGCAUUAUGAUUCCUCCGCACAUGCAAGGAACCAGUCAUUCAGUGUGGCAGCACGAGAGCCUGUGCAGAGUAGUGGUUGGUGUAUUGGACUAGGACCUGGGAGACCAGGGUUCAAAUUCUACUCUCAGCCAUGAGUUUCACUGGGUGCCCUGGGGACAAUUGUUGCCUCUCAGCCGAGCCUACCUCACAGGGUUGAUGGGGUUAAACAAGGGGGAGACCGCCUAGAAAAAUGUGGGAUAUAAAUGCAAUAAAUAUAAAUAAAUAAAACACUUUAAAAUUCAUAGUAAGUAGUAUAUAAAGUUUGUUAAGCAAAAUGAGACAAACAUGGGGAUUGGGAGCCCUGUGUUUGUCUCAUAAUCUGCCAGGUGACUGACAACCAUGCUUAUUUUAAGAUGGUACUAGAGUCCAGGAAAUGUACCAGGUGA